AUGAAAUACUUGAAGCCAAAAUACGCGAGAGCUCCCUUACUACAAACAGUUAUAGUGCGGGAAUGGGGCAACUGGACUACUCGCCUGUUUGUUGUGCGGGAAUGGGGCAACUGGACUACUCGCCUGUUUGUUGUGCGGGAAUGGGGCAACUGGAGCACUCGCCUGUUUGUUGUGCGGGAAUGGGGCAACUGGACCACUCGCCUGUUUGUUGUGCGGGAAUGGGGCAAUUGGACCAAUCGCCUGUUUGUUGUGCGGGAAUGGGGCAAAUGGAACACUCGCCUGUUUGUUGUCCGGGAAUGGGGCAACUGGAGCACUCGCCUGUUUGUUGUGCGGGAAUGGGGCAACUGGAGCACUCGCCUGUUUGUUGUGCGGGAAUGGGGCAAAUGGACCACUCGCCUGUUUGUUGUGCGGGAAUGGGGCAACUGGAGCACUCGCCUGUUUGUUGUGCGGGAAUGGGGCAACUGGACCACUCGCCUGUUUGUUGUGCGGGAAUGGGGCAGCUGGAGCACUCGCCUGUUUGUUGUGCGGGAAUGGGGCAACUGGACCACUCGCCUCACUCGCCUGUUUGUUGUGCGGGAAUGGGGCAACUGGACCACUCGCCUGUUUGUUGUGCGGGAAUGGGGCAACUGGACUACUCGCCUGUUUGAUGUGCGGGAAUGGGGCAACUGGAGCACUCGCCUGUUUGUUGUGCGGGAAUGGGGCAACUGGACCACUCGCCUGUUUGUUGUGCGGGAAUGGGGCAACUGGACUACUCGCCUGUUUGUUGUGCGGGAAUGGGGCAACUGGAGCACUCGCCUGUUUGUUGUGCGGGAAUGGGGCAACUGGACCACUCGCCUGUUUGUUGUGCGGGAAUGGGGCAACUGGACCACUCGCCUAUUUGUUGUGCGGGAAUGGGGCAACAGCGCCACUCGCCUGUUUGUUGUGGGGGAAUGGGGCAACUGGACCACUCGCCUGUUUGUUGUGCGGGAAUGA
This is a messenger RNA of Haliotis rufescens (red abalone), 972 nucleotides long. Its product is annotated as bifunctional endo-1,4-beta-xylanase XylA-like. The record is from RefSeq and is a predicted model, not a curated record. The transcript is spliced from 3 exons. The coding region runs from base 1 to 972 and encodes 323 amino acids. NCBI's taxonomy places the organism in Eukaryota, Metazoa, Mollusca, Gastropoda, Lepetellida, Haliotidae.